Molecule: messenger RNA, 2039 nt
Organism: Hibiscus syriacus
Lineage: Eukaryota; Viridiplantae; Streptophyta; Magnoliopsida; Malvales; Malvaceae
Product: purine-uracil permease NCS1-like
Exons: 1
Coding region: 119-1822 (567 amino acids)
Biological process (GO): transmembrane transport; nucleobase transport
Cellular component (GO): plasma membrane
Molecular function (GO): nucleobase transmembrane transporter activity
Source: RefSeq, a predicted model, not a curated record
CUGAGUGUGACGGUUGACAAAUUUUAGCCACUCAUCUCACCUAUCCCAAGCAAUUGAUAGGCCACAGAUUCUCAGCCUCAAACUCCUUUCAAUCUGUUCUUAGAGUGUUGGGGCUUUCAUGGCGUCCAAAUGCAUCACCUUCCAUCCCCACCUUUCUCUUCACUCUCCAAUACCCCAAAAUCCGAGAUUCUCACGGCUUGCUCCCACUUCUCUGUUCUCAGCUGUCAAAACUGCCAAAAUCAAGACCACCCACAAUCAAAUAUAUCCGUCCUUUCCCAAAAGAUGUGCUACUUUAACACCCAUGGCAUCUUCAGGUAAAUUCAGUGGUGGAACAAAGUUUGAUGAGUUUGAACCCGAUCCAACUCUCACCAAUGACGAUCUCUUGCCAACAGCCCCUAGUCAAAGGAACUUCCAAUGGUGGGAAAUGGCCAGUCUUUGGAUUGGUCUUGUCGUUGGUGUCCCAUCCUAUUACAUGGCUGGUAGUCUUGUUGAUCUUGGGAUGGCUUGGUGGCAAGGGAUUGCCACUGUUGUUACUGCCAACAUGAUCUUGUUAGUCCCAUUAGUCCUCACGGGUCACCCUGGCACCAAAUAUGGAAUCUCUUUCCCUGUCUUGGCGAGAUCGUCUUUCGGUAUCCGUGGUGCCCAUGUUCCUACUUUGCUUAGAGCUUUGGUCGGUUGUGGCUGGUAUGGGAUUGAGAGUUGGAUUGGAGGUGAGGCAAUUUUCCUUCUCCUCCCAGAUUCCAUUAAGCAAUCUUCAUUUUCCCAAUUCUUACCAUGGCUUGGCACUUCCCCUCUUGAAUUUGCUUGUUUUAUUGUCUUUUGGUUGGCUCAGUUGGCCAUAGUUUGGAGGGGAAUGGAAGGAAUUAGACACCUUGAAAAAUAUUCAGCACCAAUUCUAAUCAUACUGACAUCAAUGCUUCUCAUUUGGGCUUAUGUCAAGGCUGCUGGUUUAGGCCACAUGUUAUCCUUGUCUUCUAGGCUAUCUUCCUCUGAGUUUUGGUCUCUAUUUUUCCCUUCACUCACUGCAAAUAUAAGCUUCUGGGCCACUGUAGCACUUAACAUACCUGAUUUUACUCGGUUCGCUAAGACUCAGAGGGAUCAAAUCAUUGGUCAGGCCGGCCUUCCAUUCUUCAUGGGGGCAUUCACAUUUGUUGGCCUAGCCGUUACAUCUUCAACUCAAGUGAUUUUUGGCCAAGUAAUCUCUAAUCCAAUUCAACUUCUUGGCCAAAUUGGAGGGUUCACAACAACGAUAUUAGCCAUUCUUGGAAUAAGCCUAGCCACCAUCACAACCAACAUUGCAGCCAAUGUUGUUGCACCAGCAAAUGCAUUGGUCAAUCUAAGCCCUUCCAUGUUCACAUUCAGAAGAGGGGCUCUGCUGACUGCAUUGCUUGGCAUUGCUUUUCAGCCAUGGAGACUGCUAAAGUCGAGUGAGAGCUUCGUAUAUACAUGGCUAGUAGGCUACUCCGCGUUGUUGGGACCGAUCGGCGGCAUCAUCUUGGCAGAUUAUUACCUUAUUCAGCGAACAAAUUUAAGCAUCCAAGACUUGUAUUCUAUAAGUCCCGGUGGGGCAUAUUACUAUUCGGGAGGCAUCAAUUCGGCAGCAAUGGUAGCUCUAGUAAUCGGAAUAUUGCCGGUAAUCCCGGGGUUGUUGCUAAAGGUGGGGAUUCUAUCGUCGGUUUCGGAUGCUUUUAUUGUGAUUUACAGCAAUGCUUGGUUUUUCAGCUUCUUCUCUGCAGGCCUAGUCUAUUGGAUUUUGGCAAGUUUGAUAAGAAAACAGAACAAACACUUACCGUUUGAUCCCCUUCUGCCAACAACUUCCUAAGUCUUCAGUUUCCUCUUGAUUUCUUUGUAUAUUUUCACUUUGCAAAAACGUAUUAAGAGUGCACAUAAUUUGUGGUGAAUCUAAACAUUCAACCAUUUAAUAUACACUCUCUACAUACUACAAAUACUCCACUAUUUAUGCAGUUGUAAAGUGUACUCAAACUGUAAUAUGUUGUGUCAAGCUAUUUCAUUGAAUAAAAUUUGCAUUACUGUCAUUA